Schizophyllum commune H4-8 is the source of this 671-nucleotide messenger RNA. RefSeq lists its product as uncharacterized. Bases 92 to 463 code for a protein of 123 amino acids. The transcript is spliced from 4 exons. Lineage: Eukaryota; Fungi; Basidiomycota; Agaricomycetes; Agaricales; Schizophyllaceae. The record is from RefSeq and is a predicted model, not a curated record.
GCCUUUCAGUCUCGGGCAUGUUUCGCUUGCUCAAAUUGUUGUAGCGACCGGAGAGUUCCAGCAUAGCUCUCUCGUAGGCGGCGGACCUGUGAUGUCUGCAGGUUUGAUUAGCGUGGAUCAAGGUCUUAUCAAGACGCUCUCGCCUCUGAGUGGACAUUAUAGGACAAGAAUCGGGAGUUUCCACCAUUUCCUUCACGAGCUAGAGAAGCGAGGCGUCAACAUGAAGAAGGUCAAGGUCACUAAGGCAGAGGCUGCGCUCUGGGGGAUCGAACACCUCGGUAAAUGGCAGAAGAAACAGAAGGGCCUGCAGAAGAAGGGCAAGGAGGAAGUGAAGGACGCCGCGACGAAGGUCAAGAUGGCGGUCACUACGGAUGACUCGUGGAAGAAGGAAGUUCUGGAGGGCAGGAAGAAGGAGGAGGAAGUGGCGGCGGCUCAGCAGAAUGGGCAUCCGCCGGGUUUUUGAGGAGAAGAACAAGACAUCAGGCUCUGACGAGAAGGGCAAGCAGGCAGAAGCUGCGCCAGCGACGAAGAAAGGAAACUCCAUUUCGGAGGAGCAGCCAGCGCAGCAGGAGAAAUCGACGCCUCCGGCUGAUUCGCCCACCGAGAACGCCAGUGGCGCGGAGUCUGCGAAGGAGCAGGAGCACACGAAGUCAGAUGCGCCAGCCGCGGAU